AUGCAAGGAUUUUGUCGAUUUCCAUCAGCUGAAAGUAAGUUAUAGAAGGAACUUUAUGUUCAAGGGCUUUUAUUGGGUUUGAUAACUUAAAAAUAAUCUAAUAAGGUUGGCAUAACAUUUCUGAAUAUCUUUUGUUGUUUUUUUUUGUUAUUUAAAUGUGUGCUUGGUUAUCUUUUUAGUUAUUUAGUUGAAUCUAAAACAAUAUCCGCAAUACCGAAAAAUCGUCGUUAUUUGAUUUUAGAAUCGUCUGGUCCUGAUCAAAACAUGAAAACAGCUACUAUUGAUCAGUAUAUGGAUUCAACCCCUAUGAGUCUCUACAUGCAGUAUUAUGGUGCAGAAAAACCGCCACUGGAAGGUUUUUGCCGCUUUCCAAUGCCAAAUCGUAAGUAUUUUGAAGUUUUUGUUCUGUUUUUAGGAAGAUUUGGUUUCUUAUGUUUUAAUAGAUGGUGUUUAAGCAUUCUAAAACAAUUUUGGAACAAGUCGAGGUUUUAUUUUGUGUAAUGUUUAAGUUUUAGACGCGCCACUGCAGUACAAACAGCCAGAAUUGCCAUCUUUAUUUGACGAUCAAGAGCUACAACAGAAUGCCGUACUUUAUCAUUGUGAAGCACAUGAUUCUGAUGCUUACGGCAGAUAUCCAUUCACCUCUCCUGGAAAAUGGUCAGAGAAGUCGGUUGAUGGAGGUUUCGAUGAAUUGCGAGAGUCAGAGCACAAUGAUGAAAUGGACACGACUUUAACUCAAGAGAACGUUGAUGUUAUGGUUCAUCACGACUCGGGUAAUUCAACUGGAAGUUCGGAUUUAUCUCAGAGUGUUGAUAUGAAUGAUAAUGUGUUCAAAGACGAGGAUUUGGUCGAUGAGAACAGUAACAGUCGUAAAGAGGAUAACAAUACGAUGGAGAUGAAGGAUAAUGGUAUCCAGGUGAAGAACAACAUGCUCAAGAUGAACGGCCAUACGAUUGACAUGAACAGUAACAUGGUGAACAACAACAUGGAGGAGAAGAAAAUUGUUUUCAAGGAGAAUGGCAAUAUGAUCAAAGAAACUAGGAAUGCAGCCAUGGAGUUAUCAGACGUUGAAACAUACAAGUCUGAUGUCGAAAUUGAGCAUUUUAAAGUUGAAGAUGUGAAAAAGUACGAAAAACGUCUUGUAAGUUCAUAUCUAUAACAACUUAUAUCUAGUUUAAUGUUGAGCCUUUAAUAAGUUUAUUAUUACAUAUUGUGAUAAACGUUAUUUGGCUAGGGUAGUAUAAGCUUUUUGGCAGUAUUCAGGCUUUUAUUAUAAAGUUUUUUAGAAAUAUGCAAUGCAAAUGAUUAACGCUUUGUCAACACAUCGAGACAUGAUACCGCUAAGCAAAUUCAAGGCUUAUUUUGAACGUGAAUCAAGAUGUUGUCUAACUCAGAAGUUUGUAAGUUUUUUGUUUGACUUUUGCUUUUUUAGGUAACAUUAUUUAACCUUUUAUACGAAUUAUAAACUAUUUAUUACCUAAAAAUCAAAUUUUAGUUUCGAGAGACUUUUGCUCUGGACACGCCAAACAUCGUAUAUGCUCUUCACACCAUUCUUCCAAAUAUUUUUGUAUUUGGAGUGAGAGAUGACAAAGUGGCAGUAGCUGUAGUGGACAAUGGUAUGUUGUUUUAUGAUUUAAUGAAGGUUUUGUUAAGCUCAUUUAAAUUUAAAAAAUGCUGUCAUUGAAAGCUUUAUUGCUAGCACUGUUUAUGCAUAAGAUCUUUCAGCCUACGAAAUCUUUGAUAAGGAAUGCAAAAGAUUGAAGCACGAUCUAAUUCCGGAACUCGGAGACGCUCGUACUAACUUUGUAUACAAAAAGAUCAUUAAGCCAAUUAAAAAGAAGGCGCUCAAUAAGGAGAAAGGACUAGUCGAAUAUUAA
This is a messenger RNA of Bursaphelenchus okinawaensis, 1877 nucleotides long. The record is from the annotation of a GenBank genome assembly. NCBI's taxonomy places the organism in Eukaryota, Metazoa, Nematoda, Chromadorea, Rhabditida, Aphelenchoididae.